Messenger RNA from Symbiodinium necroappetens, 1242 nucleotides. The record is from the annotation of a GenBank genome assembly. NCBI's taxonomy places the organism in Eukaryota, Dinophyceae, Suessiales, Symbiodiniaceae.
AUGGGCUUCCUGGCCCUUUUUGCUCACGAGCUGCCCACAGCAGGGGAGAUGCAGGUGGCACUUUGCAUUGCCAGCCAGAAGUACGGCUUGAAUCCCGGCUUGAAGGGAUUUGCCCAACACUGCGAAAACAACAUGCUGACAAUGGGUGGCAAGAAAACGAAGAAGUCGACGAGACUUGGGGAGAAGAACAAGGUCCCACCCGAUGAGGAAGAGACGCAAGUGCCCGCGGAUCCGCGGAGCCCCAGCACCCCGGGAUCAUCAGUGAAGCCUGACUUCGGAUUUCACUCUUUGGAGUCCCCGCAAUCCUGCAUGCACGGGGAAGGGGAGGAAGGGAAUGAGGAAGAGAACUUGACUGAUGAUGAGUGUGUGGAUCCUGCUCCUGAUGGUUGCGAGCCCGAGGGCUUGGCCGAGUGCCUCCAGGAGUUCGAGGAGUCUGAGGUCAAGGACCAGGAGCAAGAGGUCGAGGAUGAGCAGCAAGAGGCCGAGGAUGAGGAGCAAGAUGAUUCGGGAAGUGCAGGUGAAAUGCUCGGAGAUGAUAAAAGAAGAAGCAAAGCUGAGCAAGAGAGCAGUGGUACAUUGAAGGACCGCAAGCCAUUGACGGACAUGCCAGAAGUGUCUGAGACACUGGAGGCGCAGGCUGCAGAUUCUUUACGGCGUUUGAAGGCCUUGGAGCCGGAGGAGGCAGAGGAUGAGGAUGGGCAGGAAGGAGGCAAGGACAAGGCAGGUCAAGGCAAGAAGAAGUUGAAAAGAAAGAAAACAAGGCGAAGCUUGGCUAAGGCAUUCAAGGAAGUGAAAGAGCCAAACGAGGCCGAGGGAAUCAAGCAGUGUGAAAAAGCGGAGAAGGAUGAGGAAAAGGAGGCUGGAUCAAAGGAAGGCCCUGGCAAGUCUAAGAGGGCUGCCGAAGAUGAACCAAAGGACAAACCCCUGCCGAAAAAAAAGAAGAAAGGCGAGCCCCCAGCAGCUGCCCCAGCUGCUGUUGCCAGCCAGCCCAGUGAGGCGCCAAAGGAGACGCAGGAUCCGGCUACCUUGCUGCUUCAAAAGCUGGCCGACAUGGAUCCGGAGUUCAAGUUCCAGGCAAAUGCCAAGUUGCCCGAACAGUCGUUCUAUGUCAAUCCGGGGAGCACAGUAGCGAAAGAGAUGAUGGGGCGCGUCAACAGCAAGCUACUGACCUCCUACAAGGACAAUGCCAAGGGUGGUGUCAACGUUGCCUGGAGAUUGUCUGGUGGAGUGGUGAAUGCGCUG